AUGGAGGAGUACCUUACAACCUUCGGCAUCUUGUUGGCCAGUCUCCUCCUGCUUUUCUUCCUGCUCCCUAUCCUGCUUAAAAGCAACAGUACAGCAGCAAUUUUCUGGCACACUGUCCUUGAAGAGAAGAUGGCAGAGCUUAUAACUGGGACGAGCAGAGAGCACAGAAUUUUAGAAUAUGUGUUGCGAAAUGCUGUGCAAGGUGAUGCAAAGAGCAUAGUGGACAAUGUUGACAGAUACUGCAGAGAGAAGGAAUGGGCAAUGAAUGUAGGGGAUGAGAAAGGUCAAAUUUUGGACAGGGUGUUGGAAGAGGCAAACCCUUCGACCGUGCUAGAGCUGGGGACCUACUGUGGUUACUCGGCCCUACGCAUGGUCUGUGUGCUUAAACCUGGUGCUCGCCUGCUGACCAUUGAGUUCAAUCCUGCCAAUGCAAGUGUGGCAAAGCAGAUCUUCCACUUCGCUGGAGUUGAGGGCAAGGUGGAACUUCUGGAAGGUGCAUCUGAAGACAUUAUCCCUCAACUUAAGAAGCAGCACAAGGUAGACACGGUGGAUUUUGUUUUCCUCGAUCACUGGAAGGACCGUUAUCAGCCUGACACCCGACUCCUGGAGGAAUGCAGUCUGUUGAGAAAAGGCUCAGUUCUCCUGGCAGACAAUGUAAUUUCGCCAGGAGCUCCAGAAUUUCUGCAGUAUGUGCGUAACAACCCUCAUUAUGAAUGCACACACUAUGCUUCUCACCUGGAAUAUACAAAGUUAAAAGAUGGAAUGGAAAAAGCUGUUUUUAAGGGUUAA
Messenger RNA from Pristis pectinata (smalltooth sawfish), 789 nucleotides. RefSeq names its product catechol O-methyltransferase-like. The coding region runs from base 1 to 789 and encodes 262 amino acids. Gene Ontology annotation, cellular component: dendrite; membrane; axon. The record is from RefSeq and is a predicted model, not a curated record. The transcript has 4 exons. Gene Ontology annotation, molecular function: magnesium ion binding; catechol O-methyltransferase activity. Lineage: Eukaryota; Metazoa; Chordata; Chondrichthyes; Rhinopristiformes; Pristidae. Gene Ontology annotation, biological process: catecholamine catabolic process; dopamine metabolic process; developmental process.